UCUUGUGUUUGUUUUCGCUCCAACACGUUUCGGUCCCACAUGGCACGAAUAGAAAAUGCUGUUGAAAUUACUGUAUGUGAAGACAGUGGUUUUGUGGCGUAUGAACGUGACUUAGAAAAAGAUAAUAUAAUUAUAACAGACACAAAGCGUGUUUCUAUUUAUUGUCUAACAGAUCAUAAAUGCAUCCAGAGCUGGUUUGUGCGACAGAAUUCGCCUUUCACAUCACAGGCCGUUUAUGAUGUUGAAAGUCAAAGUUAUGUUGCGGUUAAAAAAAACAAGAAUUUGAUUAAAUGGUUUAAAGAAACAACCGACUUGACCAAGGUCAAACCAGUGGUGUUGUCCACAGCUGUCUGCUGCCUCCUUCCUCAAGUCAACAGUUCAACGUUGGUUGUUUUUGAAAAUGGCGCAGUCGCUGAAUUAGAACAAGUUCUUAUUGAACCAAAACAAGUCCACCAAAGCACUCUUCCUGACGUUUUCGAACUGAAAGAUGUCACAGUUUGUUGCCAGGGGAACCAAAUAAAAGUUUAUUUUCUGGCACAAAAUACUAAGGAUACAGUGUGGAGUGUGUUUAUUUCAGAGCAUGGGAGUGAAAGCCUAGGACAGCAAAUAGCUUUGCAGAAUCCAGACAAAGAUGCUUCUCCAGUUCAUUACAGCUUCUUAACAUUAGAGGGCAGUGUUCGUUUAAUAACAAUAUGGAGCAACGGGGAUGUAUGCCUUUCAGUAAUUCCAUUCUUUACAACAGAAGAUCAUUUGAAAUGUCGCCCUCUCUUGACUGUUAAAUCGCAUACAGCGGUAACGUGGUUAGGAGAAAAUUACUUUGCAAUUGCUGGUGUGAAAGGAUUAGAUAAAAAUAAGCCCGAUACAAGGUUUCUUACGAUAUGGGAUUCAAAGUUUGGCAGCCUUCAGGCCAAGAGGGAGUUGCCAGUUACGAGAAGAGACACCCAAAUAACAAGCAUCUAUGCCACGGAAGAAUCCAUUCUCUUGAGGAGGGAUGCUUUAAUUGUUGCAUACAAAUUUACAUGCCCAGAAGCCAGCUUAGCCUCAGCUCUUGGUUGCCUUAGAAACCAGGAAAUACAGAAUUCUGUUACAGUGCAGGCAAAUUGGAAACCACAUGCAAUGAAAGCAGUAGAAAAUAUUACUAUGAAAGAAAACUUACUGAAAGAAGCAAUGAACAAAGACAAGUGUCCAACUGAGGAAAAAUUUGCCUGUGCUUGCAAGAACCUGUUGGGACAUUUGAAUGCAGAGAAAUUCCCUGAUUCCUGUUACCUGGCAUCUCUGCUCCAGUUUGUUGCCAACAGGUGUACAGAGGAGAAGCAAUUCUGGCCAAAACAAACCCUUUUGGAAAUUAUAGAAUUUUGUAACAUUUCAGCAAGCUCUUGUAAAGAAUUCUUGAACGUUGUACUGGAGAAAGAGGAAACAGAAAUUCUGACAGGCUGUCUGAAGAACAUGUCGGAUGUACCAGAAAAAGUUAUAGUGAAGACACUUCAAAUUUAUCUAAGAAAUAACAAAGAUAAGUGUUCAGUGGAGUUAAUGGAUUCAUCAGAAGAGGGUACAAUCUGUAACCCUUUUAGUCAAGACCUUGCAGAAGCUGUGAAUAAUGUCUUAAACUGUACUUUCAAUGAUGUCUUUAUGUUGGAACAUCUGAAGAUUCUUAACCUGGAAGACGUUCUGGUAUUGGUGCAGUAUCUAUAUUUCCUUAUAAGUAUUUUUGACCACAGUGAUGAGGUCAAAGUUGAAAUGGUUAUCGACUGGUUAUGCUUGUUGCUGGACAGCCACUACUCUGCUUUGGUAAUCUCCAACAAAGCGAAGACACUUCUUGUAAAACUACACAUAGCGGUUGAAAAACAGGUUCAGUUUUCUCGCCAGCUUCAGUCGUUACAAGGCUUACUUUAUCCAGUACUCAACUCGACAUCAUUUACCGGUCAAAAUUCAAAACAUAAUAAUGGACUGUAUAGCAUUGAAGUGGUGAAGCUAUUUUAAUCGUCGUACCAUUAGACAAGAAAUAGCUCUUACUAGAUCAUUGGGUUUAUUGGCAUAUCAGUUGGGGGAACAUGCCCCCAACUGAAACCAUACUGAGCAAAAAAAAUAUUUUACAUAAAUUUUACAAAUUGUAUACGAUGUCAAUCAUCUUUUUCACCAGCAUGUCCGCUUCCCAACUUUCCUGUUGUGUUUCCUUAUCAGUGGGUGUUUAGGUUAUCUCUCUCGGGCCAGCUGUCCCUGUAAAUGAUAUUACUUGGCCCUGGAUGUCACUGCCUCACUCACUGGUGCCACCCCUAAAAGUAAGACAGAGGAACUUUGAAGGGGUGAUCACAUUUUUAAACAAAAUUGCAUUCGAAACUCAAUACCAAAAUCGGUUGUAAUUUAUAUCCCUUUUAUAGCAAAAAGUGAUUAAAAAGUAUGAGAUUAUUAUACAAUGUUGUGUGUGAAUAAACUGCUCAUUUUUUUGUGUACAG
Messenger RNA from Anneissia japonica, 2453 nucleotides. RefSeq names its product nucleolar protein 11-like. Gene Ontology annotation, molecular function: RNA binding. Gene Ontology annotation, cellular component: nucleus; nucleolus. The transcript is spliced from 12 exons. The coding region runs from base 40 to 1980 and encodes 646 amino acids. The record is from RefSeq and is a predicted model, not a curated record. Lineage: Eukaryota; Metazoa; Echinodermata; Crinoidea; Comatulida; Comatulidae. Gene Ontology annotation, biological process: maturation of SSU-rRNA.